AUGUUAAGAGGAGGAGGGGCUUGCGCAAACUCGCGUUAGUAAUAGUCACUACAAAUGAGUACUUUACUCAUCUCUAAUCAAUUUGAGACCAUACUAACUAAUAAUAUUUAGUGUAUCUCAAAAAACGCUGAGGAUACACAGAAUAAUUAUUCAGAAUUGUUAUCCAGUCUUUAAGCACUAUUAUCUCUUGAUUAUGAAUUAAACAAUCUUAUUAAGUCAUAGAAUUAACUUAAUAAGCAAAUUCCAAAUCUUGAGAAAAGUCUUUAAGCCAUUUUAGAAUCGUGCCUUUUACUUAAAAAUAAUCAACUUAGAUAUUAUGCAGUCAAAUUUGCUGAAAAACUUUCUAGAACCAUAUUUUGGCAUUAUUGUUCAGCUAAAUCAAUCAAAGAUGGUCUUCAAUAAAGCUUCAUAACUCUCUUUAAUAAAAUUGAAUUACUAAAUAAUAAUGAAGAUGGAUUUUACAAAAGUUUGACAGAGUAUGAAAUAACUCUUUCUAAAAUGAUUUUUACUAUAUUACCUAAUGAUUUUUAAGAAGGGCUGGAAGUAAUCGCCCUUUUUGCAAGUAUCAAUGAAGUUUUGAUGAAUGCAUUACCAAAAACUAUGAGAGAAACAAUAAAAGGUGGCAUAGUCUAAUCAAUAAGAGAUGCUACUAAGGUUUAAUAUCGUAAAAUAUAUAAAUAAAUCUUUAAUAUUGAUAUAAUGAAAUGGUGGGUACUUACUGAACUUAAAUAAAGUACCCAUACAAUAAAAGAGAUUAUUAACGAAUUAUAAGAAUUUUACAAAGUUCUGUCUAAAUCUGAUUAUUAUGUAUAAUAAGCUUGGAUUAUUGCUAUAAGCGAAAUAGUUUCUUAUGCACCAACACUCUCAGAAGAUUAAUUAGUUAUGGAAUAAUCUGAAAUAUAAACGCUUGUUGAUGUAUCAUGUUUAACCAAAAUAAAAGAGGAAUAUAGAGUUAAUAUUAAUAUUCCAAAGCUUAAAUACACUUAAUGUUAAGGACUUUAUGAAAAAUUACCCACAUUAACUUUACUCCAGUAGAUCUAAGAGUAAAUCAUAUCAAGAGACAAGUUUUUUAACAUUCUUUAUGAUAACAAAGAAGAAAUAAAAGAAUAAUAGAAAUAAGAAACUACAGCUAAAACCAUUUUUGAAUACAUAUUCUCAUUAUUUGUUGAUUGUGAUAUUGAAAUUAAUAUUGAUUUAAUUCGUAAGGUCAAUUAACAAUUUAUUGAAUUAAAUGAGAACAUUUAAUUGAUUAAGCAGAUGAGCUUAAAUAAAUGGAUUAAAAUGUUAGAAUCUAAAUAAUGUACAGAUCCAGUUGUUUUUGGUGAAUUUGAAUAAAAAUAAAAACAAAUAAAGCAUUUGAUAAAUAAGGUAAAAGAAAUUUAAAAAUUUUUUAUUUAAUUAGAUUUCAUUUUUACUUAAUGGAAUUUUAUUGAACAAAUUACAGAAUCUGAUUCAAAAUUAUAAACUUAAUCGGCAUUUGUCUAAGAAAACAAAUAAAAUUUACAAGAUUGUGAAACAAUAAGAGAUCUUAAUUAGUAAAAUUUUAAAGAUUUACUUUUAUUAAGUAUAAGAUUUGAUGUCUAUUUUUUAAUCUUAACUGAAUUUAUUGAGAGACAAUAUACAGCUGUUUACCAAGUUGUCUAAUCUACUUAAUCAGCAGAUCCUAUAUUAUCAUUAUACAAAUAGUAUAAAGAUGUUUAAGACAUUGUCUAAAUAAGUUUUCGUAAAGUAAAUGAGAAAAUUUUACAAUUUAAGGAAAUAUUUUAAGGUAUCUCUGAAAAAUUGAAAUAAAUUGAAUACAAUUAUAUUUUGAAGUUUUAUCAUGUCUCAUUAAAAUUAUAACAUUAAGAUUUACCAAAUCAAAUUUUUGAGUUUAGAAAUUCAGAUCAUUAAACUCUUUACUUUAUAUAAAAUUAUGAAAAAUAAAUUUUAAAGAUUUAAUUAAUCAAUUUACAUUAAGCAUUUAAAGAUUGUGUUUCUAGCAGUCAAUUUUAAGAUUAUGAAGAAGCUAAAAUCUAUUUAUAAACAAUAUACUAAAUUUGUAAAUCUAUGGAAAGUUUAUUACGUUAAAAUAAAAAACUAUUCUAACAUAUUAAUAAUUUUAAAUAAUCAAUAUAAAUAGUGUCUAGUCAUGAUAAAUUUAAUGAUUUAUUGAAUAUAUGGACAUUAAUUUUAUAGACAACCACAGAACUUGAUUAGUAAUAAUUUGAUUAGGCAGUUUUUCUUGUCAAAUACGAUUAAUUAUAUAUGAAAUAUGAGUAAAUAUUAAAACUUAAUUAAUAAAUAAGAUGGCCUUUUAAUUAAUAUUUGGGUUAAUACUUUAAAAUGCUUAAUUAAUUAGAAACUAUUUUCUAAGAACUAAAAACUUUUAAGACAUUCGAUGCCACUGCUGAUCCAAAUACAUAAAAUAGAUAUGAUAGCUUGAGAUUAAAUCUUAAAUAAAUAUCUCAAAGCUAAAUUUAAAGAAUUAAAUCAACCCUUGAAUAAUAUACAUUAGGAGUAGAUUAAUUAUAAAAUAAACUUGAGAAUCAAACUCAUCUUUCAAUAGAAGAUUUAUUAAAUUAAUUAAUUAAUAUGUAGGAAGCUUUAGAUGAUACUUUAAAUUAAAUUCAAAUGAGGAUUAAUUAACCUUAGUCUUAAUAAAAUGUAGGAUCUCUAAAUUUAAUUUAAAGUAAUCGGUUAUCAGAUUUUGAUAAUCUAUAUAAUUAUAAAAUUCAUGAAGAUAUAAUUGUAAUUGCAUCUUAUAUCAAAUUUAAUUAUAACUUUAUUGAACAGAAUGCAAUAAUGGAUUCAUUAAAAUUAGAUUUAAAUGACGAUUAAAACUAACAUGUAGUAUAAUCAGGAAUAAAUUCUGCAUAGAUAAGAAUUUUAAUGUUUAUUAAUUUAAUAAAUAUUUGGAAUAGUUGUCUUGGAUAAGAGGAAUAUGAUAUAAUAAGUAAGUUGAUUUUAUAAUUAAGAUUGAAUGAGUCUAAUUAAAUAAUAAAAAAAGAAAUUAAAACAACAUACAAAAAAGAAUUUUUAUUUAUUCUAGACAAUAUAUUGAAAAAUCUAUUACCAAAUCUAGAGGAGGAUUUAAGAUCAAAAAUUUAAGAGAGAAAUUAAUUAUCAUUUUAAAUUAAAUAUGAACCAUCUUUUGAAAAGUCAUAAAAUUUAAACGAAAAACUUAAUAGUCAUACUAAUUAAAUUUCAACUAUAUUUUAAAACUUAUAAGAAUUGGAAUCAGAUUUCAAUUAUUAAAUUCCCUUUUAUCAUUAAUUAAUGAAUGAAUUUAAGAAAGCAGAUUAAAGUACUUCUACUUUAGAUGUUUCUGAAAUUAAAUUUUAUUAAGGAAAAUAAUUGACUGAAUUAUUUCUUUUACGUAUGGAUCAAGUAUCAAGAAUGAUCAAAAUUCAAUAGGUUAAGAAUACUUAUGUUGAAUUAGAAUGUUAAAAGAAAAACGAAAUUAAAAUAUUAGUUUCUAGAAAGCAAAAUAAAAAUGGCAUUAUUGAUAAAUUCCUAGAAGAUUAAUAGUAAAAUUAAUUGUUGGUUUUAUAAGGGGAAGCUGGUUCUGGAAAAAGUUUAGCUAUCAAAAUGAUUGAAGAAUUUGUUUGGAAAAGAAAUGACGCAAUUAAAAUUAUACCUGUCAUAGUUAAGUUGUCUGAAUUGAAAGAUCCUAUUUAUAAUGCUAUUAAUGAAACUUUGAGAUCUUUAAAUUAUAAAUUUGAUGUAUCUCAAAUUGAAUAACUAUAAAAAGAUGUUAAUUAGAAUAAAAUGUAAAUGUUGUUCAUAUUUGAAGAAUAUGAUAAACUUAGUUAACAUCAAAUAGAAAUUAAUUUAUUCAAAUCAAACAAUCUUUAUUAAUGGAAGACUCCAUCUUUAUAAAAAUCUCCAAAAUACAUUAUUGCCACAAGAAGUGAAUUAUUUAAAUAUUCAAAUCAUUUAAGAUGGAUAGAUAAUCAGGAAAUUGAUUACAACUUUUAAAAUUAUUGGAAUGUUAAAAUAUUACCCUUUAGCAUCGAGUAAAAAAAUAAAUUUCUUUUGAAAUUUUAAGAAUUAAUAGUAAGAAAUACAGUAAUAGAUUAUUACUAGAUUUUAUGCGAAUUUGAACACCAAGAUUUAUUGAUGCAGAAUUUUAUACAGUUAUGGAAAAAAAUUGAUCUCAAUCUUAACGAAUCAAGCAUAGAAAAUUCAUUAAUAACAUAAUCAACCAUUAAUAAGAUUGUAAAUGCUUUAAAACAAGAACCUAAACUUAAAAACCCUAAUGAUAUAGCUUUUCAAAAUUUAUAAAAGUCUUUAGAAUAAAUAAAAUCAUUUUAAUACUAUUAAAAAAUGUUGGAAUAAUUAAAUUAUUAAUAAUCUAUUGAUAAUCCAUCUAUUUUAAAUGUUUAUGUAUCAGCAUUACCUAAGUAUUUAUAAAAUAAGUCACAUCCAGAAAUAGUAAAGAAAGAAUAUUUCGAUAUUUAUUUUAAUGAUAAUUAUGCUAUUAAUUGUGAUAUCUAAACCUGUAACUCAUAAAUAGAAAAAGAUUGGAAUAAAUUAAUAAACAGCCAAUUUUUUCAACUUUAUAAUGCUGAAGAUCCCAUAGCUAAAACCUAAAUAUACUUAGCACAAUAAUUUGGUGAUGAUUAAUAAUUUUAAAAUAAAGUGAUUAAUAUUAUUGAGAAAAUGAAUAUUACUCAUUAUGAUUUAUAUGAAUAAUUCUUAACAAAUUUUUUUGAUACUGCAUUGAUUCGUAUCUAAAUAAAUGAUUAGAGUAUUAAUUUAUAGGCAUUUUAAUAAGAAUAAUGGAAUUUCUGUUUGAAUUUAGCUUAAAAAUUAUCAUAGCAUGAAAUUUUUACUAUUCAUUUUAACAGUUAAGGUUCUUUAAUAAAAGUAGGAGGAUCUGUUACUGAAUGGGAAUAAUAUUUUAAUGAUGAUGAGUAUGUAUCAUAAAAUAAUAAAUUUUCUAAAAAAUUACUAAGAAAUUCUAUCCCAUUAAGAGAAUAAUUUUCUAUUUAUUCAUUUGAAAAUAAAAUUAUCUAAGAAUUUUUAGUAGCUAAAGCUAUUAUCACAUAAUUAGAAGCUUUAGAAAAAAACUCCUAACUUGAUGAAGUUAUGCAAAAUAGUAUUCUUAUGUUGAAGAAUAUAUCAAGUCCUUUUUUUUUAGGAACAGUUAACUUUUUUGUUUAAAAAUGUAAAAGAAAGUUUAGUCUUAAAUAAUAAUUAAUUAAAAUCAUUUAACAAUCAUCCUUUGGUGAAUAAUAUUGUACUUUAGCAUCUAAUGCUUUUUAUUUGUUGUAAAAUAUUGAUGGUGUGUUUAAAGGCUUAUAUUUUUAAGGCAUACGAUUAAAGGAUAUUCCUUUAGAUCAAUGUCAUUUUUAUAAUUGUAACCUUUAAUCAUCAGAAUGGACUAAUAUUUCAGUCAAUUCUUUAACAUUAAUGAAAAACAAUAUGAAAAAUAUGAAAUGCUAAAAUUUGAAAUUGAGUACUUUUUCAUUUAAAAAUAGUGCAUCAAAUCCUAAAUUUAUCAAAUAAUUUAAAUCUGGAAAGUUAAUUAUUGUUAACGAAAAUAGGAUUCAGAAUAUAAAAGGCGAAACCAUAAUUGAUGGAAAAUUUAAUAAUUGUUCUAUAAUAGAAAUCAAAAACCGAUUUUAUGUUAAAACAAGCUAAUAAGUUUGUUUAUUAAAAGAAUAGAAUGAUCUAAUAGAAGCGGAAAUAUUAAAAAUUCCUAAUGUUCAUUCGAUUUCAGAAUUUGAUCAAUAUAUUAUGAUUUUUUAAAUAAAUAGCGAUAUAGAUGGGGUAAUAUUUGAAUUAAAUAGUAAAACAAAUCAAAUUAAACAUUAAAUACCUAUUAAUCAAAGUUUUAUUACGGAUUACAACAUUAAAAAAUACUAUUAAAUGUAUGGAAAUAAGAUUUUAUUUUUAACAAAUACAUAAUAAAUUUCAAGUAUGCAUUAUUAAAUAGAAAAUGACUAAUUAUAAUUUGAUAAUUUGACCAAUCAUGCAUCCAUUAAUGGAGAUGAUUAAAUUGUUACUAUUAAUUAUUAUAAUGAUUUAGAUAUCACAGUAGUAUCCUUUAGAGAUCAAGAUUCUAUGUAGAUUUAUGAUAUUAUUUAUGGUACAAUAAAUUAAUUGAUUGGAAGAUUUAUUUUACUUGAAAAUUAAAAGAUUGAAUUCUUUUUUUUGAAAAAUGAUAAAUUAUAAUUAAUAAACCAAGAAACAUUUAAAAUGAUAAAUGAGUGUUCAAUUAGCAAUGUAAAAUUAGAUUUAUUGUAAAAUAAUUGUAUCAAAACAAAUGAUUCGGUUUUAUUUUCUUUUAUUGAUUCAAUAGUAAUUUUAAGUCUUCAUCCUUUUGAAGUCAUUAAAUUUAUAUAAGUAGGUGCUAUUGAUUUUUUGUUAAACAAAUAAAUAAAUCAAUUAUAAAUAUUGACAUAGAAAGAGAUUAUUAAUUAUGAUGUUAAGUAUUUGGAAGAUAGAUAAAAUUAAAUAAAAUAAUUUAACUAUUAAUUUGAAGAAGUAGUGUUUUCAUAAACAUCUCCAAAUUUUUUAGGCAGAAUUAGAAAUACAGAUGAAAUUGUAUUAGCAACAUUUAAAAAAAAUGAUUUUGAAUUUAAAGUAUUAAUGAAAUCUAAGAAUCCUAGAUUUUAUUUGAGCAAUGAAUAAAAUUCAGCUAUAAUUUGUGAUGGUAAUUGUACAGUUUAUUUUGAUUUAAAAAAUAACAUGUAAACUAAAAUAGUAAAUUUAUAAUAUGAAAAAAUUUUGUGGAUUAAGGACAAUUAAAAUUUAUUUUAUAUAUAAUCUGGAUUUGUUGAAGAGUAUCGAAAUUCUGUGAUAACUAUAAAAAAUAAAAUAUAAAGUAAAUAAUCAUACAGAUAAAUAAAACAGGUUUAGAGUACUGAAAAUAAAUUAUACAUUGCAACAACAACAAAUGACACUAUAGUAAUAAAUUAACAAUUUGUUUAAGAGUAUAUUACAACAAAAUAAAUGAAUAAAAAAUAUAGAGAAUAUUAUAUAACAGAAAAUGAUUUACGAUAUGAGAGUUCUAAUAGGAACACAAUUACAAUACAUUAUAAAACAAAUAAUCGAAUAAAUGAUUUUUGGAUAUUUUCAGAUACAAUUUUGAUUAAAGAAUAAUAAGAAGAUAAUGAUAUGGCAUUAUUAGUGUUAUUAGAAAAAUAAAAUUGCUAAACAAUAGCUGAAAUAUAUGUAAAGAUAGAUUUUAUAGCUUACACAAAAGAAUAAAUACUAAUAAUUACAAAUAAAUUGAUUUGGUUAACAUAUUCAGCAUUAAAUUUAUAAUUAUUGUAAACAACAAUUUUAAAUGCAAAUACAAUGUUUGUUUCUUCAAAUUAUUUGGAUUAAUUGAUGAUAAUAUCAUAAUAUUCUGAAAUAACAAUUUGGAACACAAUAACAAAUAUGGUUGAAUUUAAUUAGAAAAAUGUGGAACUUAUUUAAUAUGUAAAAAUGAUACCAUGUAACUAGAAUGAAUACUAUAUUGCUGACAGAGAUAUAUUGAAAUUGUAUAUAUAACAUUAAGUGCGUUUUUCAAUUUAAUUAAGUAAGAAAAGGAUAAAUUUGAUUACUAAUAAAUAUGGAAUACAUCAUCAUAUUUAUUAAGUAGAAGAAGAUAAAGUAAUAUACAAUUGUAUGAGUGAAGAUAAUAAAGUUAUAAAUUGGAGAAAAGUAGUUUUUGAAUUAGAUUCAAUAAGAGAAUAAAUUGUUUGUUAUGAUAAUAGAGAUAGUAGAUUAGUAUUUUUAGGUGGAUCAAAAGUAUAAUAAGUUCAAUUAGAUGCUUUCGAUGAUAUUAAGGUUCUUGAUAUUCCAUCUACAUUUAAAGGAUGUUAGGUUAAAUACAAUAGAGAUUGUUCAACUAUAUAUUUAAGAUCAAAUGAAUAGUUAUUAGUUGUUGAAUCUAUGACAAUGAAUAUAAUUAAUUAAAUUAAUCUUAGAGAAAUAUUGCCUUAGCCUUAUGAUUUCGGUUAAAAGCUAGAAAUUUAUUGUUAAAAUUACAAUAAUAUUAUAAUUUAGUAAGAGAAAAAUGGUUAUCAUUUUGUCUACAACUAUAAUUAAUAAACUGGUAAUGGCUAAUUGGAUAUGAUAACAAUUGGAAAUUAUAAUCACUUUAUUGGAACCAAUUCAUAUGGAUUAUUAAUAAUAAAUAGCUAAUCAGGGAUUAUUGAAUUAUUUUAGCCUAAAAUUAUUAAUCCAUAAAACAAUUUUGUUUCCUAUAACAGAUAAUAAUAACAUAAUAAAUCAAAUAUAGUAAAAUGUGAUAUUUGUGAUAACUUAUUAGAGAAUUCCUAAAUAAUAUCAACUAAUGGAUAGAAUUUAAGUGAUCUAUGGAAAUAAGGUGAAUAAGUUGAUUUAUUAAUAUCAUUUUGA
This is a messenger RNA of Paramecium sonneborni, 8340 nucleotides long. NCBI's taxonomy places the organism in Eukaryota, Ciliophora, Oligohymenophorea, Peniculida, Parameciidae. The record is from the annotation of a GenBank genome assembly.